This is a messenger RNA of Lodderomyces jiufengensis, 1116 nucleotides long. RefSeq lists its product as uncharacterized. The record is from RefSeq and is a predicted model, not a curated record. Gene Ontology annotation, cellular component: plasma membrane. The coding region runs from base 1 to 1116 and encodes 371 amino acids. The transcript has a single exon. Gene Ontology annotation, biological process: plasma membrane phospholipid scrambling. Lineage: Eukaryota; Fungi; Ascomycota; Pichiomycetes; Serinales; Debaryomycetaceae. Gene Ontology annotation, molecular function: phospholipid scramblase activity.
AUGUUUAAUAGACUUAUAAGAUCAACAAACAAUCUAAAGUAUCUCAAUUCAUCAACCAGUCUAAGAUAUUCAGUUUCAAAAACCAACCAAAAGUAUUUUAGAUCACAUCUUCACACGGCUUCAAAACUAAGUCUACCUAGGUAUUCUAAUUCAAAUUCUGGCUCAAAUAGAACAAGGAUAACUAAAGAAAUUACACCAGAAGAAGUAGCGAAAUUCAAAGAGGCACAAGAAAGAGCAAAACAAGCUGGUUCAUUUGAUGACAUAAAUACAAAUUCAUAUCAACAACAACAACAGAAUCCUUACUAUUCAUCACCAACUUCACAAUCUUACAUACCGAAAAAUACAAAUGGAAUUAUUACGCCACAAGAUCCAAUUUAUGAUAUUUUAGCAGAACCGACGUUGGUGAUUGAGAGGUCGUUUGAGUAUAUGAACUUAUUCAUAGGUUUUGAACAAGCCAAUCAAUAUACUAUAAUGAAUAGUGCUGGAAAUAUCAUUGGUUUUAUUAGGGAGAAAGAUAUUGGGUUCAGUAAAGUGCUAUCACGUCAAUUUUUUAGAAUUCAUAGACCAUUUGAAUUAGAAGUGUUUAAUGUACAUGGUGAGCUUGCUUUAAUUUUAAAAAGACCAUUCACUAUAAUCAACAGUCACGUGAAAGCUUUAUUACCAGGUUAUGAUGAAAAUAAUGAAUUAAUGGUUGAAACCGUUGGAGAAUCUCAAAGUUUAAAAGGUUGGCAUUUAUUUAGAAGAUGUUAUAAUCUUUAUAAACUUGAAGAUGAAGAAACAAAUGAUUAUUCUCAAUUUGGAGAAAUUAAUGCACCUUUUUUAAGUUUUGAUUUCCCAAUAAAAAAUGAAGAUAACCUGUUAAUUUCACUGAUUCAAAGAAAUUGGGUAGGUUUUGGUAGGGAAAUGUUAUCAGAUACUGGGAUUUACGUUUUGAAAUUUGAUAAGCAAAGUUUUGGUAAUGAUUAUAUUGAUGGCAAAAUUAGUAAUCAAGGUGUUACAAUUGAUCAAAGGGCUAUUAUGCUUGCCUGUACGAUUUCAAUUGAUUUUGAUUAUUUCUCAAGGCAUAGUAGUGGUCAUGGAUUGUUCUCAUUUGGAGGUAGUUAUGACGAUGUAUAG